This is a messenger RNA of Adineta steineri, 204 nucleotides long. NCBI's taxonomy places the organism in Eukaryota, Metazoa, Rotifera, Eurotatoria, Adinetida, Adinetidae. The record is from the annotation of a GenBank genome assembly.
AUGCAGAGAAAUCCAUGGUCUGAUUUUGAUGUUGAACCAACAGAUGAAUUUCUUGCUAAACUUUUACAUGCAGACAAUUUAUUUCAAGAUAGUAGUUUUGCAUCUGAAUCAUUUGAUAGUCAUCCACAAGGUUUACAAAAACGUGGCCGACAAUGUUUAUGGAAAGUAUGUAGUUGGGCACUUGACAAACGUUCAUUUUCAUAA